Penicillium diatomitis is the source of this 1635-nucleotide messenger RNA. Its product is annotated as cytochrome P450. Bases 1 to 1635 code for a protein of 544 amino acids. Gene Ontology annotation, molecular function: oxidoreductase activity, acting on paired donors, with incorporation or reduction of molecular oxygen; iron ion binding; heme binding. Lineage: Eukaryota; Fungi; Ascomycota; Eurotiomycetes; Eurotiales; Aspergillaceae. The transcript has 4 exons. The record is from RefSeq and is a predicted model, not a curated record.
AUGCACGGUUUGACGGAUCAACUGCUUCGGGUCCUGGCCCAACAUUGGAUCUCUGUUUCCGUCAUUGGGCUGGCAUUAUGGCUGCUCAAGAACAGAUACCAUAACGGUCUCAACAAGUACCCGGGACCGCUGGUCGCAUCGGUCACUGAUUGGUGGCGUCUCCUGGAUGUCUACGGUCGAAGACCCGAGGUUACUCAUCGGGCGCUUCAUCGCAAGUAUGGCGACGUCGUGCGGUUGGGACCAAACUCUCUGUCUUUUUCUAGCCCUCGGGCACUGAAGUCUAUCUACGGCUUGAACAAGGGGUUUAUCAAGUCUGAUUUCUACGUGGUGCAGCAGUCCGUCGCCAAGGGUCAUCGUCUACCAUCCUUGUUCAGUUCGACGGACAAUGACUUCCACGCGAGAUUCCGUCGCUGCGUGAACUCCGCCUUUGCCAUGUCUGCACUGGUGCAAUAUGAACCCUUUGUGGACAAUACGACCAAGCUCUUCUUGCGACGAACGAGAGAGUUGUUUGUCAACAACCCCGAAGGCUGCAAUUUCACCCAGUGGCUGCAGUUUUACGCCUUCGAUGUCAUCGGUGAGAUCACCUACAGUAAGCGACACGGAUUUGUCGAGAAGAACGAGGAUAUCGAUGGUAUCGUGGCCUACUUGGCGCGACUUUUCCUCUAUGUAGCACCUAUCGGACAAAUGCCCUUCUUGGACCGCCUUCUCCAAAAGAACCCCAUCUACCUCAAGCUUGCGCAAAAGGGCUUUUUCGAUGUUACUUUCCCUGUCGCUAAGUUUGCCAGCGAUCGCAUGGCAGAGAGAUUGCCUGAGCUAGCCAAGGGAGUUUCGGCCUCCGAGCUGGGCGUCAAAUCUCCCGAUCUCCUGUCCAAGUUCCUCGCGGCUCACGAGGCGCAUCCGGAGUUCAUGAGUGAAAAUCUCGUGCGCACCAUGGCCGUGAGCAUGGCUUUUGCCGGCUCUGAGACCACCGCCAUCAGUCUUUCAGCCGUCUUCUAUUUCCUGUUGAAGAACCCGUACGCCUUGGAACGCCUUCGGGGAGAAAUUGACGAGGCCGCUCGCUCGGGUGCCUUUGCCGAUUCCGAAACUGGUCUCGUCACCUGGCACGAGAGCCAGCGUUUGACAUACCUGGAUGCCUGUAUCAAAGAGGCGUUCCGACUGCAUCCCGCGGCUGGACUUCCUCUUGAACGCAUUGUUCCGCAGCAGGGAGCGGAGAUCGAUGGUCACUUCGUACCGGGUGGUACCAUCGUUGGUUGUUCGGCAUGGUUGAUUCAUAUGGACAAAGACAUCUUUGGACAAGAUGUCGAGGCUUAUCGCCCUGAGCGAUGGUUGCCCGAUGAGACGCUCUGCCAGACCGAAAGUGGCCAGGAGGCCGAGCUUCGCCGUAUCAAAGAGAUGAAUGGUACCAUGUUCCAAUUCGGAAUGGGUAGUCGGACCUGCAUUGGAAAGAACAUUAGCCUGUUGGAGAUUUACAAGCUAGUCCCCAGCAUGUUGCGACGAUUUGAGAUCCGACUCCAAGACCCAUCGCAGGAAUGGGAACUGAUCAACGCCUGGUUUGUCAAACAACAGAACUUCACCACGACGUUCAAACUUCGAGACAUCGUGAAGGCGGAAGGCGAGCUUCUGGCGACUGCCUGA